AUGCUGGCGCCUACGGGGAUCCAGAAGGGAAUUCCGUGCUUGACCGCAGCGCCGCUCGCGGCGGCCGUUUCAAGGCGUCCCACGCAUCCGAGAGAACAUUUGCGGCACGAAUGGGUUGCCAGUGGCACGCUUUUAGCCAUGACGCUGCAGCGAAGGAGGUCAUCCUAUAGACGUCGCAGCUGGUCUAUCACUUGGCCCUGUGCUGGGGGUCAAGAUGAUUUGGUGCCUGCGAGCCAGGCAUUUUUGGAUUUGAUGGUUGACAUCAGAACUUGGUGGGAAACUUUGGUGUCAGACCUGGCACCAGGGCAACAGAUAGCCUUCAGCAAGAAGGAAGUUUCGAUGCUAACGCAACGAAUGAUACGGCUUCACGACGCCUCGGAGGUGGCACAGAAGCGCGCAGCACAGGCUGAAGAGCAACUGCACAAGACCGGGGCUGACCUGACUGUGGUACAGCAGGAGAAGCAACUCUUGGAGCUGCAGCUGGAAAAAGCUCGCAAACAGUUGGAGUUGCUGACUCGCUACAGUGAGGAUUUGGAGGACGAACGCGAUGCGGCCAAUGCAAAGUUUAAGGCCAAGCAGAAGGAGUGGAAGUCGCAGACCAAGGAGCUGCGACAGUUGCUGAUGCGCAUGCAAAAGUCGUUGGGUGAAACGCCUGACUCUAUGGGGACGGUGGAGGCCCAAUCCGGGCCACCCAAGUCUCCCCUGAUCUUCCAGAACUUUAUGGAUGCAACUGUCUUGGAAGACGGUCUCAUCCCUGUAAGCAACAUGACACUGAAGGAUUUGCAGGAAGAAUGCGUGGUGCGUGGCUUAUCCACAGAUGGUGGCCUUGCACAAGUGAGAGGUCGGGUGCGAGUGGCACUUGCCAAAGAGCGCAAGGAUGCCAAGUGAUGCAACGCUCGCAAGCGACAAGUGACCGAACACUGGGGAUUGCGGUAAGCCCU
Molecule: messenger RNA, 941 nt
Organism: Cladocopium goreaui
Lineage: Eukaryota; Dinophyceae; Suessiales; Symbiodiniaceae
Source: the annotation of a GenBank genome assembly